CUCAGCGCCUACUAGGGCUUUCUUUUCCCGACUCAACCAGAGUGCAUAUCGGAGGAAGGGACUUUUUGGCUCGUUAAACUCCUGCACAGCCAGUCGCGAUGGGUCGCGUCAUUCGCGCACAGCGUAAGGGUGCGGGUUCCAUCUUCGUGUCCCACACGCACAAACGCAAGGGUGCGGCUCGGUUCCGGUCUCUGGACUAUUCGGAGCGCAACGGAUACAUCAAGGGCGUCGUCACUGAGAUCCUCCACGACUCUGGCCGCGGCGCCCCCCUCGCUAGGGUGCAGUUCCGCCACCCGUUCCGUUUCAAGCACCAGAAGGAGCUGAUGGUUGCGGCGGAGGGCAUGUACACCGGCCAGUUCGUGUACUGCGGCAAGAAGGCCACGCUCAGCAUCGGCAACGUGCUGCCCGUGCGUGCCAUGCCCGAGGGUACCGUCUGCUGCAACCUCGAGCAGCACGUCGGAGACCGCGGCGCCAUCGCACGCGCCUCCGGCGACUAUGCGAUCAUCGUGUCGCACAACCCUGACAACGGCACCACCCGCGUGAAGCUCCCGUCGGGUUCCAAGAAGGUUAUCCCCUCCUCGUGCCGUGGCAUGGUGGGGCAGGUGGCUGGCGGCGGGCGCACGGAGAAGCCGAUGCUGAAGGCGGGUAACGCGUUCCACAAGUACCGCGUGAAGCGCAACUCGUGGCCCAAGGUGCGUGGUGUGGCUAUGAACCCCGUGGAGCAUCCUCACGGUGGUGGUAACCACCAGCACAUUGGCCACGCCUCCACCGUGCGCCGCGACGCGCCCGCCGGGCAGAAGGUCGGUCUCAUUGCCGCCAGGCGUACCGGUCGGCUGCGCGGACAGGCUGCAGGGUCGCUCAAGAUGGAGAAGGCCGCUUAAGCAGGCUCAGGGCCAGGGGUGGCGGUUCAGGGACGGAGGCCGUGUCAGUGGCGUGGAAUGGAGGGAGCAGUGGGUGCAGGGCACCUGGUGGAGGAUGGAAAGGUGCCUCACUGGUUGCUGCUGGCAAUGGUGGUGUUUUACUACGCGUUUGUGUGUGUUUCAUACAUUGUAUUCAAAUUCGUGAUGAUGAGAAGCACAUGGUUCGUGUGUUGCUUGCAACCCAUGCUAACACUGUCCAGCAAAUCUUUCUGUCAAUAGUACGUACCAGGAUUGUUUGUAGAGGCUGCAAGGUGUCCAGUAAUUGUCCUGUCCUGAGUCUGGAAAUUGCAAUCACAUGGAUGAGGAA
Molecule: messenger RNA, 1227 nt
Organism: Closterium sp. NIES-67
Lineage: Eukaryota; Viridiplantae; Streptophyta; Zygnematophyceae; Desmidiales; Closteriaceae
Source: the annotation of a GenBank genome assembly